Molecule: messenger RNA, 480 nt
Organism: Thlaspi arvense
Lineage: Eukaryota; Viridiplantae; Streptophyta; Magnoliopsida; Brassicales; Brassicaceae
Source: the annotation of a GenBank genome assembly
AUGCCUAUCUUUGCAGGUACUUUUAGUGAGAAGGUAACAAGAACUGUAAGGCAGUUUUCUCCACAUUUAGCAGCAAAAAUGAGGCCUCCUUUAACACCUGUUAUUCGUGGUCGACCAUCAGCUAAGAGAGCAAUUUAUAUAUGUGGACGGCCUCGUUGGGUGUUUGUCUUGAUAUUUGCUUCUGCUACCCUUCUUCAUGCUAGCUUUAGAACACCUAAUCUGAAAGCACGUUUGAACACAUUCCGUGAGGAAUUUCGUGCAGUUUGGCGCAAUUAUAGUGAUCUUCUGGCAUUCCUGGAAGCUUCUGCUUUCCAGAAGUUAGACGAUGGGCUUCUGGCAACUGUUGCCAGCUCAGAAGAUAGGGAUUGUGUUCUUGGAAUUUGGACGUUCAUCACUAAGAUAUUCGAUUCUCAUGUGACAAGCGGCGCUGAUCUUUACAGAUCAUCCAUGGGGUGUCCAUUGUCCAAAGUGAAUGUAUAA